Lactuca sativa (garden lettuce) is the source of this 5097-nucleotide messenger RNA. The record is from RefSeq and is a predicted model, not a curated record. Lineage: Eukaryota; Viridiplantae; Streptophyta; Magnoliopsida; Asterales; Asteraceae.
UAAUACAUGAAAGGAGGAGAUUAAAGAGCAUAAGACUCAUAAGAUUAAAUGUCAACUGUAGAGGUGAGAUCAAAUCGUAUGGAGCUUCUUGCCAUGAUUUGGUUCUACUGCUGUGUUGUACUGAAAACUAGUAGUGCAACAGACACCAUGUUUCCAAAUCAGCCUCUCAAGGAUGGUGACACCCUUGUUUCAGAAGCUGAAAUAUUUGAACUGGCAUUCUUUGGCCUUGGGAAUUCAACUUCUCGGUACCUAGGGAUACGGUAUAAGCAUGUGCCAGACAGUACCAUCGUAUGGGUUGCUAAUAGAGAGGUUCCACUUGCUGACCGCAUUGGUGUACUCAAAAUCAAUGACCGAGGAACUUUACAGCUUCUCAAUCUUAGAAAUACCUCAAUUUGGUCAUCCAAAUCCUCCAAACCAGGGACAAAUAUGAAUCCUGUGGCACAGCUAUUGGAUUCUGGAAAUCUAGUCAUCAGAGAUGAUAUCAGUGGUGACCUCAUUUGGCAAAGCUUUGAUCAUCCUGGAGACACUUGGCUACCAGGAAUGAAAAUCGGUGUGGACCGUGUAAUGGGCACAAAAAGGAGGCUGACAUCAUGGAAGACUUCUGAUGACCCUUCAUCAGGUUCUUAUUCAGUUUGGAUGGACAACAUUGGAUAUCCGCAAUUGUAUACUGCUGAAGAUGGAUCAAACAUGCAACCGCAGAGGGUUGGAUAUUGGAAUGGGUUGGGGUUUACUGGGUUGCAUGGUUUGGAACGCAACAUCUUCUACGCGUUUGACUUUGUUUCAACUGAUGAGGAGAAUUACUACAACUUCACACUGUUAGACAGUUCAUAUCUUACAAGGGUAAGAUUGGAUCAACAAGGCAACGUUUUGCAGUUUGUUUGGGACAAGACAGAUGAAAAAUGGAGGGUAUAUAUGGAGCUUUUCGUGGAUGCUUGUGACAGGUACGCUGUAUGUGGUUCUUAUGGAAGCUGUAACAUCAAUAAUGCGCCAGCAUGUGCGUGUUUACAAGGAUUUGAACCAAAGCUGCCAAUGGAAUGGUCCAUAGCAGACUGGUCAAAUGGGUGUAAGCAUAAAAUAUCGGCGACUGAUGAAAAUGGGGAAAACUUCAGGAAAUUUACAAACCUGAAAUUGCCCGACUCAAGGUAUUCAUGGUUUGAUACUACCAUUUCCCUUGAGGAAUGUGGGAAACUUUGUGCUCGCAAUGGCUAUUGUACAGCUUAUGCAAACAUUGAUGUUAGAGGGAGCGGAAGUGGAUGUUUACAGUGGUCAGGUGAGCUGUUUGACAUCAGAGACGCUCCGGAAGGAGAUGUUUCAGGGCAAGACAUCUACAUAAAAAUGUCCAACACCAACAACUUAAUUCCAGACAAGAAGAAGAAAUCGAACACGAAUCUUAAAGUGACCAUGUCAAUAGUAUUUGCAGUGGCCCUACUUGGCUUUGCACUGAUACUAUAUGCAUGGAGAAAGUUGAAGAAAUCACAUGCAAACAAGAACAAGAAGCAAGAUUCUGAUCUACCUUUGUUCAGCUUGAGUAAGAUAAUCAAGGCCACCAGUAAUUUUUCAAUCCACAAUAAACUAGGACAAGGAGGUUUCGGUGCAGUUUACAAGGGUGUGCUUGAUGAAGGAGGAGAAAUAGCUGUGAAGCGGCUGUCAAAGACAUCAAAGCAAGGCCUUGUUGAGUUCCAGAACGAAGUUAAAUGCAUUGCCAAGCUUCAGCAUAGGAAUCUUGUGAAGCUUUUGGGAUACUGCAUACAAGGAGAGGAAAUGAUGUUGAUUUAUGAAUACAUGUCCAACAAAAGCUUGGACUCUUUUUUAUUUGAUGAAAACAACUCCUUGUUACUCAACUGGCGUCAACGCUACCACAUUAUCAAUGGGAUUGCUCGAGGUCUUCUUUAUCUCCAUCAAGAUUCCAGGCUUAGAAUAAUCCAUAGAGAUCUAAAAGCAAGCAACAUUUUGCUUGAUUCCAACAUGAACCCAAAAAUAUCAGACUUUGGCUUGGCUAGAAUGUUCAAAGAAUAUGAGACCGAAGCUAACACAAACAAAGUUGUUGGUACAUUGGGUUACAUCUCUCCAGAGUAUGCAGCGAAUGGGCUUUUCUCAGUGAAAUCAGAUGUAUUUAGCUUUGGUGUUUUGGUGUUGGAGAUUGUGAGUGGGAAGAAAAACAGAGGAUUCUCUCAUCAAGAUCACCAUGAUAACCUUCUCGGGCAUGCAUGGAGACUUUACAAGGAAGACAAACCUCUGGAGCUGGUUGACACAGCCUUAGGGGACUCAUGGGUUGUUUCAGAAGUAUUGCAAUCAAUACAUGUUGGUUUAUCAUGUGUGCAACAACAUGCAGAUGAUAGACCAAUUAUGUCCUCUGUGAUUCAUAUGCUGAGUGGUGAGGGUGCACUACCUCCACCACAACCACCUGGCUUUUUCACACAAGUGCCUAACCCUGAAGUUAAGUCUAACUUAAUCAUGCCAGAAGUUUUGGUUUCAGUCAAUGAAGUCACAAUUACACAAUUUGAUGCUCGAUAAUUACAUAAAGGUGUAGACCCAUGAGCCAUGACCAAUUACCUAAUCUGUAUUCAGUGGUUUGCACACAAACCGCCUUUCUGUUUCCUUUUCUCUUGGUGAAUCGAGUAUGAAACAUCAAGAUUUCUCUUCACGUCCCUCCCAUGAUCUUAUUAUAUAUUCAAUGUGAUUAAGUACAGAGCUUAUAGAAAACCCAGUCCUGAUUUGGAACUUAAAUGACUUCAUUCUAACCCAUCAGAGUUGUAAGCAACAGCGAUAUCACAUACCAUCUGUAUAUAAAAGCUAACAUCUUGGUUAGCCACAAUUGAAAUGUGGAAAUAGGCUAUAACAAUAACAUAUUCAAAUUUAUGGUCUUGCAAACGACAUUUUUUCUUUGAGAACUUUCAACAAACACGUAAUGGGCAAUGUAGGUUACAAUCAACAAUCGGAAUCUAAUCAAGAUUGGGAAAGUUGCAGCAGAUUUAAUGUGAUGAUUCAGAUAUUACCUUAUUAUCUCAAGCAAUUCCUACCAUUUUACAGCCCCAUUACGAUUCACGGCUAACGAUCAAUAUCAAGACCGGGUCAUGGAGGACGGAUACAUGAAUUUUGUUUGAAUUGCCAGCUGGGCUUUUUCCCCAACCCAAACAAGAAUGAAAUAUGAUGGGGCCAAAAUGAACAGCAAACAGAAUAAUACAAUAUGAGAAAAGGAAAAAAUGGCUAUUUUUUAAGCUUUAAAUAGCAAACCAAAUAUUAUAUGAAUCGUUGUGUCCUUGCCGUGCCUUCGAAAAUUGUUGUUUUAGCUUGUUACCAAUUAUAUAUGUAUAUUAAAAUUCUUGUGCCUUAGCUAUUACCUACAGUUAAGUUGCAAAGGUUUUGGCAGUUUUGGUCCUUUGUCUUUGGACCUGUUUACAAUUGUUCUUAGUUUUUAUAGGGGACAUCUUUUGCCAAUAUGUGUAUUCUUUUGUGGAUACGUGACAUAAAACUCGGUGUGACAUACAUACGUGUAUUCCAUUUAUAAUCCACCGCUUCUCAUAUCCAAUACCAUAUCGACAAGUUUUUUUAUCACCGCCUCUAUUUCUUUGGUAUACCAAUAGUAUCCUAUUUUCCUUCUCCUGUUUCUCAUUCGUUCCAGAAACCUCUUAUACAUUGCUUCUCACAAACAAACUUCCUCCCUCACCGGUGGCUUUCGACGACACCGAUGCCUCCAACACCCACUGGUAUCGUUUUCCCACGCCUCAUUCUCCACACUUCCACUUCCCUUUGUAUCGUCCUGAUGAAAACCAUCUGAGCAACCGUCAACCUCACCUCCGUUACUCACCGUUACAUACCUUCUUCUUUUGAGAAUCGUUCGCUUCAACUUCUACAGUAUCAGCAACCUCUUCUUCGUCUGCUCAUCGGCUAACAUAUUUGUUCGGGAAUGUUUUCAGGGUUUUGAAAUCCCCAACGUUGGUGGGUAAAGCACAGAACACCGCCUCCCUUCUUCCAAGCUGCUCGCUUUGAUUUCUUCCGCCUCCGGUGUUUUCAUCUCGAAUCAGGUAACUAAUAAUGUCUAACUCUUUGUCUUCUACUCUACCACGCCUCCUCCACUCAGAUGUCUUGUAAUUGUUCUUUCAUGCCGAUUAUGGUUUCUUCAAAGGUUGUUCUCCAUUCCACCCUUUAAUAUUUAUGACGUAUAGUAUAUACGAGCUAUUAAUUUAUCUGUCGUAGACAAUAUCUUUUAACCCUAGAUGUUGUGACAGGAUACAUACACCAAUCAUCUCUUCGUCUAUUUCAAAAGUAGGGCUUUUCGCCUGAUUUCCUUUCUUCUUCUGGUUCAAGCCUAAGGUCUGUUCAAAACAUGCUCUGAUUUGUUAUUCAUUUUUUGUUAUUUUUUUGUCCUAUCAAGAGCUCGAUUCUGACUGCUAUUCACACGGGAUCUACAACAAUGGAGUUCCUGCUUACAACCCUGAAUUUCAUUGUUAUGUACACCGGAUAUGGGCCAGAACAAUAUUGAAGGACUGAUAUCGACUAUGGAAUUCAAUCAAUGACAGUUUAUGUUGAAGGGUGUUGAAACAAAAAGAGUAGAUGCUCUUGGAUGUUAUUUGUUGGCAGAAUAUCCACCAGAAGUGAGCCAUAAAUAGAUUCAGAUGACGGUUGCAAAUUUAAGGUUGUCUGUGAGUUUGAUUGGGAGCUGGAUGAAUUUGAGGAAUUUGUGAAGGAAAAGGUUCGAGAAAGAAAGAGAGCUAAUCGUGAGGCAAGGGAAAAGAGGAAGAAUGCUCGAGAGUCAUUGAGUAAAGAGAAAGUUGAGGCAUAUGAGAAGAUGAAAUUUUACAAAUUUUAUCCUGUAGCCACACCUGAUACCCCUGAUGUCUCACAAGUCAAGUCUCCAUUCAUAAAUAGGUAUUAUGGAAAGGCACAUCAAGUAAUUUGACCAGAAUACCCUUGUGGCCUUAAUACAAGAAACAUAAAUGUAGUUUAGUUGAUUUUGAUUUUGUUAUUGAUAGUUUGAUAUAGCUUGAAAUUUUGGUUGCACAAAACCUGAUACACAUUCAUCCCCAUCUAAUCCCACCAAAAAAUAACCAAAUCCAGAUAUGAUUACUAAUUAUAAUGUUCGAUGUGAUUUACUUC